CUCUGCAUUUAUUACUCUGUCUGUCUCGGUGUCUCUAUUCCUCUCACACUCCGUCCUCUUGCCCCCGUCGCGAUCUCUGAAGCUGAAACCCUGAGAUGGCCUCCGGACCAGCUUUGCUCUUCCUAUUGUGCGUUCUUCCUUCCAUGGUCGCCGCCAUCCGCCUUCACAAGAACCCCUUCUGCGUCCAGGGCCGCGUCUACUGUGACGCUUGCCGUGCUGGUUUCGAGACCUCUGUCACGACCUACAUUCCCGGUGCUGAGGUUAUUGUGGAAUGCAAGGACAGGAAUACAGCGGAAGUUAUGUUCUCUAAGAAGGGCGUGACUGACUCGACGGGAACUUACAAAAUCUUUGUGAAUGAGGAUCAUGAAGAUCAUAUUUGCAAUGCCAAGCUUGUGAGCAGUCCUCAGACUAACUGUCAGGAAGCCGCCCCUGGACGCGAUGAAGCCCGUGUUAUUCUUACUCGCAACAAUGGGAUCGCAUCUGACGACCGAUUUGCCAAUUCUCUGGGCUACAUGAAGACCGAGGCCGAUUCUGGCUGUGCUGAGAUCCUCAGGCAAUACCAGGUGUUUGAUGAAGAAAAUUAGUUCAGCUAAUCUGCGGUGCACCUGCGUUGCCUUUCAAAUUUAUUUAUCUUGGAUUGGGUUUCCUAAAUGCUACUUGAUUCAAUCUUGUGGAAUGUUAUCUUGACAUUCUGAAUUUAUGCAUGCGAGUUAAUGAGCGCUAGUAACUUACAUUACAAAAAGUAUUAGGUACGUGGAUUGCGUGAUGUUGUGAUGAUCUAUUCUUUGAUAUCUGGACUCAGCAAAUUAUGAUUGUGUUGAUUUAUUAAAACCUAAAAGUGCCGGUUUCCAAUCGGUUGCUUUAUUCUCUCUCGA
Messenger RNA from Prosopis cineraria, 875 nucleotides. RefSeq names its product pollen-specific protein C13-like. Bases 96 to 584 code for a protein of 162 amino acids. The transcript has 2 exons. NCBI's taxonomy places the organism in Eukaryota, Viridiplantae, Streptophyta, Magnoliopsida, Fabales, Fabaceae. The record is from RefSeq and is a predicted model, not a curated record.